Messenger RNA from Gaeumannomyces tritici R3-111a-1, 1966 nucleotides. RefSeq lists its product as hypothetical. The record is from RefSeq and is a predicted model, not a curated record. The transcript is spliced from 8 exons. Gene Ontology annotation, molecular function: carbohydrate:proton symporter activity. Gene Ontology annotation, biological process: carbohydrate transport; transmembrane transport. Lineage: Eukaryota; Fungi; Ascomycota; Sordariomycetes; Magnaporthales; Magnaporthaceae. Gene Ontology annotation, cellular component: membrane. Bases 167 to 1783 code for a protein of 538 amino acids.
CUCGAGACUCGUUCUUCCCAAACACCCCAACACCUCCGGCUCGGAAAAAGAGUCCAAGCCUCGGACUCGAUCAACGCUGAAAGCGCAGCGACCGGAGCCCUGUCCCUAAAUCCGGCCUUGUUCUUUUUUCCCUUUCUCCAGUCUCGGCGUUGAGCACACAUCCUGAAUGUUCGCCUCCAGCCUCCGCCGGGACUAUGACCCGGUUCCUUCGGGAGAGGACGAUGUAGCGGCUCGAGACGCAACAGCUGCCGUGCCGACGGCACGAAUCCCAAAAGCCGUGCUGCGGCUACACCUGCUGUGUCUCUUUUUCGCCAUCGGCUCCUCUGUCUGGGGCUAUAAUGUCGGCGUCCUCUCCUCCAUCAUGGUGCACCCGGGCUUUGUCGCCGCCGUCGGCGGCCUCGGUCCGAGCCGCAAGGGCGUCGUCACGGCCGUCUACUACGUCGGGACGUGGACCUCGUACGUCUUUGUGUCUCGCGCCGCCAGCGACCUGCUGGGCCGUCGCUUCGCUGCCCUGUCCGGCGUCGUGGUCGCCUGCGUCGGGACCGCGCUCCAGGCCUCAGCCGCCGGGCCCGCAGCCUUCACUAUGGUCAUAUGCGGCCGUAUUGUGGCGGGUGUCGGCGUUGCCAUCUUGAGCACCAGCGUGCCCUUGUACCAAAGCGAGAUCUCGCCAGCCAAGGAGCGCGGCCGAUUUGUGGUCAUGAACCACGUUGGUUUCGUUGUUGGCCUUGCCAGUGGAUUCUGGGUCGGAUACGCCAUGACUUUCUGGGACACUCCGUACGGUGCUGACUCUGGGUGGCGCUAUUCCUUUGCCGUACAGUUUAUCCCUUCGGCAAUAUUCGCCUUUGGCCUCCCAUUCCUUCCCGAGACACCGCGGUGGCUUGUAGAGCAUGAUAAACUCGAUCUCGCACGGCGCUCGCUCCAUUAUUUCCGCGAGGGAUCAUUCACCAACCGUGAGAUCUCGCACGAGUUCGACGCCAUGACAGCCUCGGUAGCUGAGUUCAGGGCUUCAGGCCUGACAUCGUGGCGCUGCCUCUUCACCGAGCCCUCGCUCUUCCGGCGGCUCUGGCGCGCCGCACUCCUGCAGUUCAUGGGCCAGAUGUGUGGAGCGACAGCUAUGAAGUACUACCUUCCGACGCUCCUAGAGGUUCUCGGCCUCGAUCACAGAGUUGCCCUUAUGGCAGGCGGCAUCGAAAGCACCCUCAAGAUAGGGAUGACACUCCUAGACAGCAUUCUCAUAGACCGCAUGGGCAGGCGUUUAACUCUGGCUGUCGGAGCUGGCGCCAUGGCCUUUGCAAUGCUGAUAAACGGCGCCCUUCCCUUGAUUUUCCCAAAUAACACCAAUCGCGCAGCAGACAUCACUUGUGUAGUUUUCAUAUUCAUAUACGCACUAGGCUUUAGCAUGGGCUUCGGCCCCGCCGCCUGGGUUUAUGGCGCAGAGGUCUUCCCCACUGCCAUUCGCGCCCGCGGACUCAAUCUCGCUGCCUCUGGGGGCUCGAUCGGUUCUAUACUCGUUGCCCAGAUAUGGCCACUUGGCAUCCACCGCAUCGGAACUAAGAUCUACUUCUUUUUCAUGGCUGUCAAUCUGAUAUGCGUCCCUGUAAUCUAUAUACUGUACCCUGAAACCAAGGGUCGUGCUCUUGAGGAUAUGGACGUCUUGUUUGGAAAGAUCGGCGAGGCUUCUGUAGACGGCCGCCAGCCAGAACGUCCUAGAGCGGCGGGUGGCCGCCAACGCCACAAAUCGAGGACCAGCGGGGAGGAGAGCACGAGGCUUGUGCAGCAAUAGGAUCGUUCACAGCCGGCAGCCGCCAUACUCGGUUCCGAAUACAGCUCAGGCUACCAAUGCGUGUGGUCUAAACAUAUACCCCAUUGCCCGCAUCAUGUCAUAUCUCACAGGCUGCCCUUGACUGGUGUAGUUACCGCCGAAAAAAUGGUGCUCCUGCAAAUGAUUGAUGAGCCAGCGCUGACC